Molecule: messenger RNA, 138 nt
Organism: Dentiscutata heterogama
Lineage: Eukaryota; Fungi; Glomeromycota; Glomeromycetes; Diversisporales; Gigasporaceae
Source: the annotation of a GenBank genome assembly
AUGCAUAAAAAGGAGAAUUAUGAAGGUGCAUUGAAGUGUUCUAAACAAAAUUUUGAAUUCGAAGCAGUUGAUGAAGAUAAUCAUUCUGAAUCACAAUGUCAAUAUGCAAUUUCAUUGCUGAUCUUAACAAAGAGGUAG